AUGGAUGCUUUACGUAUUAGUACUGCUGUUAUAGAAACACGUACUUAUAUUACUAGAUUUUUCGGAAAUUUUUUUGCGUCACUACUUUUUAUACAGAAAGAAUUACGUCAAAUAUCAACAGGUCUACUUUUUCUUUUACCUCAUAUAACCAAUAUAAUUCAUUUAUUAUCUUUAAUUUUUGAAUUUAUUGAUAGUCUAUUUGUUAUUCAAAUUUUUUCCAUCCGAUAUAUUUCAAUGUCAAUUUAUUUUAUGGUUACAAAAUACAACACUGAAGGUUUUUGUACAUUUAAUUUUAAUGGUACUUUUCUUAUAUUAGCUGUUUAUGUUAUGCCACCAAUAUAUUUUACUUUUAUUUGUGUUAUACCAACUGGUAUUGUGAUUGCAUGUGGUUGUCGAAUGGUUUAUAAUAUUGGACAAUCACGUAAACGUGUUGCUCAGCAAAUAAUAACACAAAAUCAAACACUUGCGACUAUUGCUGUUCCAAUAUCAAAAACAACUAGUACAAUUAAUAAUGAUCGACGGCAAAACAUAACUACUGAUCUAACACAACUACCAUUUAAUAUUUAUGCUGUUUAUUAUGGCUAUGAAACAACGAAAAAUAAUUUAUCAUAUUCAUUAACACGAUCAUUACUUCUUAUAUGGAGUUCAGUUUAUUUUGAUAUUAGUUUGUAUUUAUUUUGUUGUGCUUCACAACAAUUUCAAAAACAAUUUUUAACAAAAAUUAAAACUAAUCAUAUUCUUCGACGUUCUUCACAAAGACGAAUACCUUUGACAAGAUAUAACUAA
Messenger RNA from Rotaria sordida, 786 nucleotides. NCBI's taxonomy places the organism in Eukaryota, Metazoa, Rotifera, Eurotatoria, Philodinida, Philodinidae. The record is from the annotation of a GenBank genome assembly.